AUGGAUCGAGACUCAUCUGAUACUAACGCCAAACUGCUGGCAGUAGAGGUGAACGACUUGGAGCAUGGUACACUCUGCAGCCGCUGUGAGAAGUCCAUCACGAGAGAAGCCGGAAGAGGUUUCUCAUACAUGAAGCUGUUCUUGGUCUUUCUCCUGUGCCAGGUCACCAUAUUGGGGCUGAGCUUCCUUGCAUUCCAUGCCUUCCAGAAGAAUACUGAUGCCACGAUCCAAGACAUUGACCAGCAGGACUACUUUACUCUUGAGAGCUACAACUCCACCGAGAAGCUCUACGACAUUAUAGAUGCUGCUGAUAGAUCACCGGAAGCAGACGCAUUCUGGCACGAGCUUCAGAAGACCGACGGCAUAGUCGCGGUCCAUAGAGAAUGGGCGAAGGAAAAUGCCCUGCCUGACACAGUCUCUCACCCUGACGACCCGGCUUCCAAGAUCUACCAAAUCAACGUCUUUCACGCACUGCACUGCUUGUACCGCCUCAGAAACAGACUCACGUCAGACAUACCACUCGAGAAGUGGCCGCGCAACGACAUCCACACCAUGCACUGCGUAGACCACAUCCGGAACGACUUGAUGUGCCACUACGUCUCUUUCAAUUCGCACAGUCACAAUCAGAAGUGUAGAGACUUGGGGGCCCUACAAAGAUGGGCGAAACGACACAGCUGGACCGGGUAUAAGGAUUACCUGGAAGGCGUUGUUGGGUACGAUUUCAAUGAGGCGGAGCGGGUGAAUAUGGCUACGGCUGGGAAGGGGCAUUGGAAUAAGGCGCAGAGUACGCUCGAUAAGGAGACUGGGAAGAUUGAGCUUUGGUUUGAAGAGGAAUGA
Molecule: messenger RNA, 837 nt
Organism: Colletotrichum scovillei
Lineage: Eukaryota; Fungi; Ascomycota; Sordariomycetes; Glomerellales; Glomerellaceae
Exons: 5
Coding region: 1-837 (278 amino acids)
Biological process (GO): mycotoxin biosynthetic process
Source: RefSeq, a predicted model, not a curated record